Leptosia nina is the source of this 2112-nucleotide messenger RNA. NCBI's taxonomy places the organism in Eukaryota, Metazoa, Arthropoda, Insecta, Lepidoptera, Pieridae. The record is from the annotation of a GenBank genome assembly.
AUGGCUAACAACGCGUGGCGUAGUUUGGUGAUUUGUGUCGUAGCUGAAAAUAGUUGUCGGUGUUUUUUGGCGGCAAUUUUGUUGGCAUCGUCUUGUAUUUCACAAUCAUGUCCCGUGGAUUGCCAAGAGUUAUGGAAAGAAUGUGUUUCUUGCACACAGGCGCCGGCCGGCGUCGCUAGCAAUAAUAUGAUGCGAUCAUUGCUGGCGUACUAUGCUGACGCCGUGAUGGCGGCGAGUCGCGGUGCUGGAUGCGCGCGCGACUGCAGCGGCCGAGGGGACUGCAUGAACGGGACCUGCCUCUGCGAGAUCAGAUACACGGGGGACGAGUGCGCGGGCCACAACCUGUCUUACCACGCCUGUAUUGGUGGAAUAUUCCUCGCCGUGUCAUUCGUGUGUGCUGUGCAGCUGACAUUAUGCAUCGUCACAGAGUACCGGCGGCUGAAGGCGCCGAAUCUCUUCAGGGCGUGUAAAGUGACCACCCAGAAGAUGCUCUACUUAGUGGCCUUUCUCGCCUCGCUCAUACGUGGAGCAUACUUCAUUUCUCCUACAGCAUUCCAAGAGUCGUGGGCGACGAGUCUACCCUCUGCGUAUUACCCGCUUCUUCUGUCCGGCUCUUCGCUCAUCGUGUGCUUUUGGGCAGAGGUCUUCCACCUCCGCGACGUGCGAUGGGAGAGGCAGCGGUUCCUUUCGAAGUCAUUCCUCGCAUUUGUGAGCUUCAACGUUAUCAUCUACUCGCUCCUCUUCGCUGAAGUGCUCACGAUCAACGUCGCCAACACUUCUGAUGAGAAGAAGAGUUUCUACCAGCACGUCUUCAACGGAUGUUACGCUGUACUGCUUUUCGUCGUGGUCGUGUUCUUCCUGAUCUACGGCGUCGAAGUAUAUUUUAAGCUUCGCGGUGAGUUCCUACGUGAGACCAAAGUGUGCACGAUAGUUACUCCGAGGCCGGGGCCCUCCUCGGCGGCCGACGGUGAUGAUGUGCAGGACACACUCGUUAAACAGGGGGUUCAAACCGACCUAGCAGAAGUGGACGGCAGCGUGGACCCGCGUUCGGUGAACCACUCACAACUCCACCAAUCGCGUUUAGGUCUCAUCAGCCAGGCGCUAAUGCUUAUACUCAUCGUUGGGUUCCUUGCUUCAGAGACUCUUAGUGAAUUUUGGAAGGCCAAGGUCCCGGUAGUAUCCCGUAACUGGCACGACCUAGUCUUUCGUCUGGCGGAGAUCGGAGUCACGCUAUGGUUCCCCUGCGUGCUGUGGAACUGUAUGGCGCCCGAGAGACUCUGGAUCCUCAACCCUAGGCGCUUGCUCGCCAAGCAGCUUGACGAGGCGAGGCUAGCUGAUCUUCUUGGACCCGGAAAUAACCCGGAUAAUAAGCUGGACCUAUAUAGGCUGACUUGGCAACAAACGUGGCUUUUAUUUCUGGCGUUGUUGCGUCACUGGUUUCCUAUUUGGCGGUUUCUGUCCGUCGCAUACUCCUAUCGGUUCCCUCUGGAGGCAAUUGCUGGUUUUACUUCUAAAUUAACCUUGAAUGUGGAGACAGACUCUCUGGUGGGCAGUAUCGGUUCGGGACGAGACUGCUGGAUCUGCUACGAUGGCUCCCGCCCAGAUCCCUUGAUCAGACCGUGCCGAUGCACUGGUGAUGUCGCUGCUGUUCACCACGAGUGCUUGAAGCGGUGGCUUAUUGAGAGCUACGGAACACCAGAUUGCAUGAAAUGCAAAGUGUGCAACACUCCGUAUAACGUAGAAGAAACUAACAGACUGCUAUGGGAACGCGGCUUCACACUGGUCCACUUCCUGCGCAUCACAUUGGCUUUCAUCUGCAUGUCCCUAUCGGGUCUGUUCGCGUGGGGCCUCGUGCAGAUCUACCCGUCGCCUGUUGCUCGCAUCCUCGGUACAGGGGGUGCGCUUCUCGUCUGCUACGUAGCCGCUAGGUAUCUUGGUAUUCACACGCUAUCAGCUUACCGACGCGCUCGCGUGGCAUCGAUCCGCAUUGUGACAGAUCCUUUAGACGACCCCUCGAUGGAAGCACAGCUCUCCACAAUCAGCAAAACGGUCACCGUCGAAAUUGCUUCCAAGAACGUUCUAGAACAGGCGCUGAAGGGAGAAAACAAAUAA